Neurospora hispaniola is the source of this 859-nucleotide messenger RNA. RefSeq lists its product as uncharacterized. The record is from RefSeq and is a predicted model, not a curated record. The transcript is spliced from 3 exons. The annotation marks the transcript as partial. Lineage: Eukaryota; Fungi; Ascomycota; Sordariomycetes; Sordariales; Sordariaceae.
AGGAGAUACGCCCUAUAUUCCAGGGUCCUCAUUCUACUGGGUGCAAAACACGACUGAAAUCAAAUGAUUACUUCAAUCGUUUCCACGCAACCUUCCUUCCGUCCAGUUCUCCAACUCCUGCUGCUUUUACUUACCUAUACAACCCUCAAAACUUACCUAGUCAUAUCAAAUUGAAAUCUCUUGCUUCCUCCUCGUGUAACUGGGAAAGCGCACAACCACAUAUCGUCACUGCAGCACAAGUCAGAGAGAGAGUCAGAGAGGUGAGUAGGUACUUUCCACCAACAUGGAAGAAUUGGAACCAUGUCGAAAGGCCCUUCCAUGACCGACCGAGGUCCCUGGUCCCGCGCGGCAGGCUGAUUGACUCACGGUUCGCUUCAAGUCGUGGAACUCGAAAAACGAAAAAAAAAACCAACUGCAAUCUUCACCACGGCACGGGUGACAUCUACGGGACGCUGCUUCUUCAUCUACUCUGCUCGCACACGUCAUACUCGUCCUGCCACUUCAUAAAUUAUAUCAACAUACCCAGACCCAGGCCAUCUCUUGUCCAUCUUAUCUCUCUGCUCUACUCUAACCAUUCUUCACCGUAUCGUCUUAGCCACGCAGCCACCGGUCUUAACAUAUUUUUGUUUAUUGACUCUUCUUAAUUCGCUGACCUGGCAGCUUAUCCGGGCGUCAGUGUUGGCUGCAGAUGGCUUCCCCAUAUGAUCCCGUGGCCACGGAUCCACCACUUCUAGACAGAAACAGCGAGAUCAAAACAUACACCACGUCGAGGUUUACCUAUCCCGGCCUGCGUAUCUUCUAUCGGCGCCACCAACAGGCCGACCGUCUUCCAAAGUCACCGGCGCCGAUACCACUACUC